GAUGAUGCUGCAUCCAGCUGCAUCCUUGUAUUUGCCAGGCGGCAGCAGCAGAAUUUUACCCUGGCACAAGGAACUUGUCACUGUCAUUGUCAACACUGGUUGCCAGUGCAUGGUGGAAAGGCAGACUCUGAAAUUGGGCGCCAUUUGGAAGCGCGCUUUCUUGAAGUUGGAAGGCACAGUCAAGAAAGAUGGACGAUCCACUUUCUGCGAGUGGCUUGCGGCGGCGAGAGGUUGCGGUACCCAAUCCUACCUCAGAUGCCGAUGGCGGGAGCCCAUCAGCCAGCCCACGGCGGAGCGGUCGAUUCAGUGAGGUGGUGGAGCAACUAGAGAGGGCGGGAAGUUCAGUCAAGGAGACGCUGGAGAGGGCGCAGGACCAGGCAUCAGAAACAUGGAAGGCCGCUAAGAAGAGGUACCAUCUAAUGGACUUCCACGAGAUGCCAGCUUACCUGCAGGACAACGAGUUCAUCCGGCACUACUACCGCGGAGAGAUGCCGCUUAAGCAUGCGGCACUGAGCCUGUUCAAAGUGCACAAUGAGACGCUCAACAUCUGGACGCACUUCCUGGGCUUCUUGCUGUUUGUUGCUCUCACCAUCUACACGUGGCGCACCCUGCCCCUGCCGCGCCCCUCUCUGCCGCACAUCCCCUCCUUCGUUGACUUGCUCCACCUCCGGCAGCACUUCCCCACCAUCAGCCAUGCCCUCGAGAUGGCAGACCUACCCCACCUUCGUUCCCUGCUGACGACCAUGGGCGACGGCGUGUCUGCGACGCUGGAGGACUUUGCAGUGGCAGCGCAGGCGCUGCUGGCGGGCAAGGGCGUGGGCGUGCCGCAGCUGGUGGUCACGCGGUGGCCCUUCUUCGUCUUCCUCGCGGGCGCCAUGACGUGCCUCCUCUCCAGCGCCACCUGCCACCUGCUCGCCUGCCACUCCCACCGCACCUCCGCCAUCAUCUGGAGGUUUGACUACUGCGGCAUCGCGGUCAUGGUGGCCACGUCCUUCUUUCCCCCCGUGUAUUACUCUUUCUUGUGCGACCCGCUGUGGCGCUACAUGUACCUCAUCGGCAUCAGCGUCAUUGGGCUGUGCUGCAUCGCCGUCAGCCUGAUCCCCACCUUCCAGACGGCCAAGUGGCGCACCUUCCGCGCGUCCAUGUUUGCGGGGAUGGGCAUGGCGGGCAUCAUUCCGUGCCUGCACAAGCUGGCAGUCCUGCCGCACGAGAGCGUCGUCUGGAAGACCACGCGCCUGGAGGCGGCCAUGGGGGCACUCUACCUGAUCGGGGCGCUCUUCUACUCGACGCGCAUCCCGGAGCGGUGGAAGCCGGGAACGUUUGACAUCGCGGGGAGCAGCCACCAGAUCUUCCACUUGUUUGUGCUGGCUGCCGCAUACCUGCACUACAACACUGGGCUGAUCUAUCUUGAUUGGCGGGACAAGACGGGCUGCCCGCCCUGAUUAGCUUGGUCGAUUCCAGGGUAGCAAAGAGGUGUUUGUAUCAUGGACUUACAUUGCGGCAAGCGCGUUGGAUUGCUCGCUGAGUAACUUCCUGAUUGUGGGUCUGAUGAACGUAGUCAGCUGAUACCACUUCCUCCAACGAAAGCUUUCAGGAGUCAACUGAAAUGUACGUUAGAUUGGCAUGGGCGGGCUCCUUGUAUUUGACAUACGGAUGCGGCUCGUGCUGGUCAAAGAUCUUUUGUACACUGUACACCAAACAGUUGUAGGAGAAUGCAAGAUUUAAAUGGACAUGGUUGCGAAUUAUUUUUGCUCAUUGUCUACUGUAAAGUAGGCGUACGGCUGGA
This is a messenger RNA of Klebsormidium nitens, 1786 nucleotides long. Lineage: Eukaryota; Viridiplantae; Streptophyta; Klebsormidiophyceae; Klebsormidiales; Klebsormidiaceae. The record is from the annotation of a GenBank genome assembly.